UGCGGAGAGCUGAAGGGGCCGGAGGAGGCAGCGCUGGGGUCGGGAGGGAGGGAGGGAGGAGAGGAAGGCGAGGAGGAAGCGGGGGGUUUGAAUCUCCCUGGCUGGAUUAUCUCCCUUCAGGGGAAGCUGCCAUCGCCGCCCGGCCUCGGCCCCUGCGGCCAAGAUGGACCUGGGCAGCGCCGCCCGAGAGCGGGAGCUGCCCCCGCAACCCCGGCCGCCUGGAGACCUUUCCCCUCCGCUUGCUGCUGCUGCUUCGCCUCGCUCCUGGAUGUGAACAGCUGGCUGCUCUUCUACGGCUUCCUUCUACCUGGAUCUCUACCCCAGGUGCCCAGUCCAAGUCUGCGACAAAUCUCCUGCUUCUCGGGUCAUUGUGUCAACUCCACCUGUGUCUGCGACCAGGGCUGGGGAGACCAGUGCCAACACUGCCAGGGCAGGUUCAAGUUAACAGAACCUUCUGGAUAUUUAACAGAUGGACCCAUAAAUUAUAAAUAUAAAACUAAAUGUACAUGGUUAAUUGAAGGAUACCCAAAUGCGAUACUAAGAUUAAGAUUUAAUCACUUUGCCACAGAAUGUAGUUGGGACCAUAUGUAUGUAUAUGAUGGAGACUCGAUAUAUGCACCUUUAAUAGCUGUAUUUAGUGGUCUAAUAGUCCCUGAAGUGCGUGGAAAUGAAACUGUUCCUGAAGUAGUUACUACAUCUGGCUAUGCAUUGCUCCACUUUUUUAGUGAUGCUGCUUAUAACCUAACGGGAUUUAACAUUUUUUAUUCAAUUAAUUCCUGUCCUAAUAACUGCUCAGAACAUGGGAAGUGUACAACCAGUGUGUCUGUACCAAGCCGGGUAUACUGUGAGUGUGACAAGUAUUGGAAAGGAGAAGCCUGUGAUAUUCCAUAUUGUAAAGCCAACUGUGGCAGUCCAGAUCAUGGGUACUGUGAUUUGACAGGAGAGAAGCUGUGUGUUUGCAAUGACAGCUGGCAAGGUCCAGAUUGUUCUCUGAACGUCCCUUCCACGGAGUCUUACUGGAUUCUCCCAAACGUGAAGCCAUUCAGCCCUUCCGUGGGCCGCGCUUCCCACAAGGCCGUCCUACACGGGAAGUUUAUGUGGGUGAUUGGUGGAUACACUUUUAACUACAGUUCCUUCCAAAUGGUGUUGAACUACAAUUUGGAAAGCAGUAUAUGGAAUGUAGUACCUGUAUCCAAAGGGCCACUCCAGAGAUACGGGCACACUCUUGCUUUGUAUCAGGAAGACAUCUACAUGUAUGGAGGCAAAAUUGAAACAAAUAAUGGCAAUGUUACUGAUGAACUGUGGAUUUUCAACAUACACAGUCAAACAUGGAGCUCCAGAACUCCUGCAGUACUUGUACAUGGCCAGCAAUAUGCUGUGGAAGGUCAUUCAGCACACAUAGUAGAGCUGGACAGCAGAGAUGUGGUUAUGAUUAUAAUUUUUGGAUAUUCUUCCAUUUAUGGUUACACAAGCAUUGUGCAAGAAUACUACAUCAGGUCUAAUUCUUGGCUUGUACCAGAAACAAAAGGAGCAAUUGUGCAAGGUGGAUAUGGCCAUACAAGUGUCUAUGAUGAAUUGACUAAGUCUAUUUAUGUCCAUGGUGGAUACAAAGCGUUACCUGGCAAUAAAUAUGGAUUGGUGGAUGACCUUUACAGAUAUGAAGUUAAUACGCGGACAUGGACUAUUUUGAAAGAGAGUGGUUUUGCAAGAUACCUUCAUUCAGCUGUCUUAAUCAAUGGAGCUAUGCUCAUUUUCGGUGGAAACACUCAUAAUGAUACUUCCCUGAGCAAUGGUGCAAAGUGUUUUUCUGCUGACUUUCUUGCAUAUGAUAUAGCUUGUGACGAAUGGAAGGUUUUACCAAAACCUAAUCUGCAUCGAGAUGUCAACAGAUUUGGCCACACUGCUGUUGUCAGUAAUGGGUCCAUGUAUAUAUUUGGGGGUUUUUCAAGUGUUCUAUUGAAUGACAUCCUUGUGUACAAGCCUCCAAACUGCGAAGCAUUCAGAGAUGAAGAACUGUGUAAAAAUGCUCGUCCAGGAAUAAGGUGCCUGUGGAACAAGAAACACUGUGAAUCUUGGGAAUCUGGACAUGCUAAUAACAUCCUUAGAGCAAAAUGUCCCAAGAAAACAGCUGCUGCAGACGACAGAUGUUACCGGUACACGGACUGUGCGAGCUGCACUGCCAACACAAACGGGUGCCAGUGGUGUGAUGACAAGAAGUGCAUUUCAGCAAAUAGUAACUGUAGCAUGUCAGUUAAAAACUACACCAAAUGUCACGUGAGAAAUGAACAGAUCUGCAAUAAACUGACCAGCUGCAAGAGCUGCUCCCUGCACCUGAACUGCCAGUGGGACCAGAGGCAGCAGGAGUGCCAGGCACUACCUGCUCAUCUGUGUGGAGAAAGAUGGAGUCAUAUUGGAGAUGCCUGCCUCCACAUAAAUUCUAGUCGUGAAAGCUAUGACAAUGCUAAGCUGUAUUGCUACAACUUAAGUGGAAAUCUUGCCUCAUUAACAACCUCAAAAGAAGUGGAAUUUGUUCUGGACGAAAUACAGAAGUAUACACUUCAGAAAAUUUCACCUUGGGUAGGUUUACGCAAGAUCAACAUCUCCUACUGGGGCUGGGAUGACAUGUCUCCUUUUACAAAUACAACUCUGCAGUGGCUUCCUGGAGAGCCAAAUGACUCCGGCUUCUGUGCCUAUCUGGAGAGAGCAGAGGUGGCAGGUCUGAAAGCAAAUCCCUGCACUGCAAUGGCAGAUGGCCUUGUGUGUGAAAAACCUGUUGUCAGUCCCAACCAGAAUGCCAGACCCUGCAAAAAGCCGUGCUCCCUGCGAACAACGUGUUCCAACUGCACAAGCAAUGGUAUGGAAUGUAUGUGGUGCAGCAGCACCAAGAGAUGUGUUGACUCCAACGCCUAUAUCAUCUCCUUCCCCUAUGGACAGUGCCUGGAAUGGCAAACUGCCACAUGCUCCCCUCAAAACUGCUCUGGACUGAGGACCUGUGGACAGUGUUUGGAACAGCCUGGAUGUGGAUGGUGCAAUGAUCCCAGUAACACUGGUAAAGGACAAUGUUUGGAAGGAUCAUCACGAGGUCCAAUGAAGCCUGUUGGUAAUGAAAUGGUGCUUGAUGCUGGUCUUUGCCCAAAAGAGAAAAAUUAUGAAUGGUCUUUUAUCCAGUGUCCAGCUUGCCAGUGUAACGGCCACAGCACCUGCAUCAACAGCAAUGUCUGCGAUCAAUGUAAAAACCUCACAACAGGAAAACAGUGUGAGACGUGCAUGCCAGGAUAUUAUGGGGAUCCCACAAAUGGAGGACAGUGCACAGCUUGCACAUGCAGUGGACAUGCAAAUAUAUGUCACAUGCAAACAGGAAAAUGCUUCUGCACAACUAAGGGAAUCAAAGGAGAUCAGUGUCAACUCUGUGACUCUGAAAAUAGGUAUCUUGGAAAUCCACUUAGGGGAACAUGCUACUACAGCCUUUUGAUUGACUACCAGUUUACCUUCAGCUUAUUACAAGAGGAUGACCGCCAUCACACUGCCAUAAACUUUAUAGCAAAUCCAGAACAGUCAAAUAAAAAUUUGGACAUAUCAAUUAAUGCAUCAAACAACUUCAACCUCAAUAUUACAUGGUCUAUUGGUUCUACAGCUGGAACAAUAUCUGGAGAAGAGAUUCCUGUUGUUUCUAAGGCUAAUAUUAAGGAAUACAGAGACAGCUUUUCCUGUGAAAAAUUUAACUUUCGAAGCAACCCAAACAUCACCUUCUAUGUCUAUGUCAGCAAUUUCUCCUGGCCAAUCAAAAUACAGAUUGCCUUCUCACAGCACAAUACUAUCAUGGAUCUUGUGCAGUUCUUUGUCACCUUCUUCAGUUGUUUCUUAUCCUUACUGCUGGUAGCUGCUGUCGUUUGGAAAAUCAAACAAACCUGUUGGGCUUCUCGACGGAGAGAGCAACUUAUGCGGGAGCGACAGCAGAUGGCCAGCCGCCCCUUUGCUUCUGUCGAUGUAGCACUGGAAGUAGGAGCUGAGCAAACAGACUUUCUACGAGGGCCAUUAGAGGGUGCGCCUAAACCGAUUGCCAUCGAGCCAUGUUCAGGAAACAGAGCUGCAGUCCUGACGGUGUUUUUGUGUCUUCCCAGAGGACCUUCAGGAGUCCCCCCACCUGGUCAGUCAGGUCUUGCAAUUGCAAGUGCACUGAUAGACAUUUCACAACAGAAGCCUGCGGACUGUAAAGAUAAGAAUUCAGGAGUCAGAAAUCGAAAACAUCACCUUUCAACACGUCAAGGAACUUGUGUCUGAGAUUCAAAAACUACAGCUGUAUAUUCUGUAAUGUUUUCUUUUUAAAUGGCUUCCAUUGAAAGCUCUACUACAGCCUCAGUUUUUUAUGGAGGCAAACCUAUGAAUGAACAUAUAAGGUACUGUGCUCUGUUCUAAUCACACAGCCUGCUAUACCCCAAAGCAGAACAAACUUAUGGAAGGUGUGAGUAUGUUUGAUGAGCUUUAAUAAAAAGAGUGGAUCCUGGUAUCAACAAAAUACUAAAUAAAAUACCUAGUAUUCUUAAUCCUGAACAUAUCAGAGCAGAGAAAAUCCUUGAACACAACUACAAAAAACUUUACAUUGUUUUGUAAUGUAGAAGCAAAUUGUAUAAGUGAAAACUGAGCAAAUUCCAGAAAACUAAAGGAAAUUUUUGUAUAGCUUAAUGUAACAACAAGAAUUGUACAGUUCCUUCCUUGUAAUCAGCAUGAAAAUUUCUUUCCAGCAAGCAGGAACUAAAAAGGAUCAUUUGGAUUUAGAUGUUCUUUUAUCAUUGCCUGAAAUAGAUAGGCAGCUUUUGAACUUAGCAUAGGUGUAACCCAAGAACACCACAUGUUAAUAUUUGAAAGAUAAUUCCAUUAAAAUAGAAUAAGUUGAGCAUUUCAUGAUUGUUUUUCUUUACACUGAAAACACCUCAUAUACAUAAUCUGUCCUGUAGCAGAGUGAUGGGGGGCUUUCAUGUCUCUGUACUUAAGAGUUUGUCCUGAAUUCAGAAUGAUAUAUUUUACAGAGAGGGUCCUUUAUGCCAGCUAACUGAUUAGCAAAAUUAAUUGAGCAUGGAAAAGCUUUUUCUGCAGUAAAAUUUCCUUUUUUUUUUUUUUUCUGAGACAGUCUCCAAGAUUGCAAAUCUAAGGAGAGUUGAACUUGCUGUUAUUCAACCUGCUUCCAUUUCAAUAUUGAAAUUUGCUGGUAUCUACAUAUUGUCCUCUAAGCAGGAGAAAUGAAUCCCAGUCAGCACUUUGGCCUUUGUUUUUAUAAUGUCGUAUGGAUUCCGGCCCCCCCCCUCCAGAUGCAGAAUUCCAUCUCCUUCUCACUUUCAUACCCAUUACAUAAAUUAAUUCAAUAAAUAAAUACUUAGAAAUCCAAGUUGCUUCCAACAGUGGUUCUCAAAUCCAAUAUCCAGUAUGGAACCUCACAGUCAGUACUCAAUAACAAGAAGCAGAUGAAAGAGUUUCCUUUCCAAAGGACAUUAGUCUUUUGGGGGCUCAGUAACCACAACAGAUAACCCAGCAAACAGCUUUAAUGGCCCUCAGUCUUUUUAUUUACUCAAAAUUCAUGGAUAUAUAUAAAAGAGCAAGAGAAUGUUAAGGGGUAAGUAGCAGAUGUGUCGUAUUCUCAUUUACACAUUACACAUUGACAGCAGUAUAAUAUGAAACUAGUAGUUUUGUACAAGGUUGUUGAAAGUAUAGUUUCUCAACUCCAAAUUUGCCACCAUACUAGUACAGGAGAGUGAUACAGAGGUAUAAAUGUCUCAUGUAAUGAUAGACUUCUGGUAAAUAUGAAAGAUAUAAAAUGAUAAUUGAUGUUUACUAUUAUAUCUGUAUUUUUUAUGUUCUUUUUAUUUCAGGAAGAUGAUGACAUUUUACUGUUUAUAGUUGACUACAUAGUUACUUGCAUGCCAUGGUGGUGCAGUAGCAGUAAUAAAGCCCUGUUGUGAGUUGUGUUUAUUUCCUAAAGCCAUUCAUACAUCAAAGUACUCAGCUUAAUUUGGAUGAGGACUAAAUGUAAAAAGAAUUAUAAAAAAAAGAACGAUUGUACAGUAUGUAGUUAUAUCUUAUACAGGAAUAUUAGGUUGCAUCUAACCAUCUCUAUUGUUUUGAUAAAUUAUGCACUGAUGAAUUAUGGUAUAAUUAAUUCUUAUACUGGCAUGAUUGUUUCAGUAUUUUCAUAUCUUAAAAUAAGAUUAUUAUCUUAAAAGAAUGCCAUCACAAUCUUGUGACUUUUAUUGCCUAUUCUGACCUCAUAUUACUUAAAACUUUAAAAAUUUCUUUUUAAAACUUCUAUUGGGAACUUUCAACAAGUGCUACUUAUAAUAGGAAAAAAAUCAUCAUUGGAAGACAACUUUCUACCAGUUUUAAAGUUAAUCUGUUCAAAUUAUUAUAAACUGAUGGAACUGGUUUAUAUGAUGCAUACACUUAUGAAAAGGAAAGAACCACUUGUCUGGAAUAUAUUACUCACCCUGUAUUAUCCUCAACCUAAACAUUUCACAUGAGAAAUAUACAGUGUAUGUUUUGUGUAUAUACUGGAAACUCCAUCCACAGAAAGACCAUAUGGUCCUGUAGAACGGUUUUACCUGUACUCACUCAUAAAGGAUUACAUUCCUCUGUAUCUCAACCAGAGUUUAAAAUAUACUUGAAAAGCAGGUGUGAGU
Messenger RNA from Chiroxiphia lanceolata (lance-tailed manakin), 6668 nucleotides. It is a transcript of the gene ATRNL1, whose product is annotated as attractin like 1. Gene Ontology annotation, cellular component: Golgi apparatus. The record is from RefSeq and is a predicted model, not a curated record. Lineage: Eukaryota; Metazoa; Chordata; Aves; Passeriformes; Pipridae. Gene Ontology annotation, molecular function: protein binding.